GGAUCUCAAGGUCCAAUCAGACUAGGUUUCUGACUUUGCAACUACUACCAUGGCGGUAUAUCAUGUGCGAUAUAAAGAUCCAGAGUUACAGUACUUGAAAUAUAUAAAGGUAACACUGGAGCAUUGCUGUGAGAAGUAAUACCCUGCUUGUGAUUCUCUCCUUGCUGAACAGUUAGGAUGCGCUGGCUCCCACUCACGCAUCAAGACUCAAACAUCACUUGCUCCAAUGACAUAGGAAUAUUGACAACGCACGGUCAAGAGCAGAGAUACAUCAGCCCUACCACUGGAAUCUGCCGAAAGCUUAUCGUGCAAGCCGUCGCACCCUCUGGCAAAUUUGAAGUUGCCAUCAAAAAUCACACCAACGACGCCAGCAAACUUGCAAUAUGGCUGCUAACCCAUUCACCCUUCAAAGGAUGGAUUAUUUUCGAGUGGAUCGCAAAAUCAGUGUGGUUCGCACUGAAGCUGUUGUGGCCAAUCGUCUGGUUUAUCGUGGAACUAUAUUUCAACGCUAGUGAUGACUCUGAAGACGAUACUGAUUCGUCGUCUAACACAGGAUACUACAAACCGUAUCUUCGCCAGUUUCAGGGUCAGCUAUGGGCAGCUCGUUCUCGUAUGGAGCAUUCAUCGCGUAUUAUAGAGGAAACUGAGAUCAAUACCCGUACACAUGCUUGUUACCCUCGAGUUCUCAUGAUCCGCAGCCCAAACAGGAAGGAGUGGGUUCGAUGCGUAGAUCGCGAUAUCAUCAUCCACGCUAAAUACAUCGCCAUCUCUUACCGCGCAACCGACGUCUACUCUUGGGGUUCACGUGAGAAGAAAGAAAAGGCACAGUUUACAGACGAAGUUCGUGCGGCGGUGCUCGGACAGCAAUUCAAUGCCUACUGGCUUGACUUGGAGUGUCUAGGGGAGACUCCAUCAGAGGAGAAUCUGGAUGUGUACUGCAUGUCAGACGUCUACCGUAGAGCGGAGACGACGUUGAUCAUGCUCGGGAGAGCUGACUCUGGAGAGAAGGAGUGCUGGAUGAGCUGGGGCGGACGGGUAUGGACUUUUCCAGAAGCCCUCUUGAGCUCUCGGCUUUGUUACAAGUUCCGGGAUCGGGAAGAGGUCGAGUCGUUGUCGCUGUUUCAGCUGGCUAACCUGGCUUAUACGGACUCCGAAGAUGAACAAGCGAUUGUCAAUGCAUACGCCAAUGGGAAGGAUCCGCUUGAGAGGCUAGAACGCUUGACACUGUUGAAAUCAGCUAUAUGGAGGCGCGCUAUGGCAGGUUUUCCGACACCUUCUGGCCCUCCACCCCCGCCAAAGUCGCACAUGAUAGGCGAGGGACCUGUCACCGGCGGGUACAAGCCACACAAAGCGGAACAAGUCUAUGCGCUCAUGGGCUUUUUUGAGCACCGCAUUCAACCGAACCACGAUGAAGAUGAGUUACGCGCACUCGCGAGGUUGUCAAUGGCCAACGAUAGCGACCGCAUCGCUGAUCGCAUGGUGUCCAUGUUUCCCUCAACCACCACGCCAGGAGCGUGCUGGUACGCUGACAGCGAUAUCUAUGAUGCGAAUCUUUGGGACAUUGUUCCGGAGAUCCAAGUCGCUGGUGUGACGGAGAACGGAGCUCUCGUUUUGGAUGGCUGUCGGGCAGCAGCCAUCAGGUGGAAGGACUUCCCGGAGAUUCCAUUUGCGACUACGCUUUCGCUGAAAAGGAAGAUUGCCGGUUUCAUACCGUAUUUUUCCUGGCCGUUCAUUGUUAUUGGGUUAGGAAUUAUACCGAAUACCAGCAGAGCAGGAGGCAUCGCACUCAUUGUAAUUGGACUCUUCCUCCUGUUCCUUUCCCCUCGACUGUUUCUCUAUAGCAAAUCUGGGCGUAUAAUCGGCAAACAACCGUGGUUGAUCGGGGUCAAAGGAGUGGUUGAUAGAGGAACGGUAGAAAGUCACUUAUACGGGGGUACCAUUGCACACUUCCCGAGGAUGUAUUUCACCCCGAGCGGUUCACUGUUCUCGAAGCCAGAACAAUUCUCGAGACGGAUAGGUUCAGACGAGCAAUAUAAGGAUGCGAAGGAACAAGAGAAGAGUGGACCGGGACAUAUGUACACGCUCAUCGACACAUGCUCGUCGACCAUGUACUAUUUCCGUGCCGAGCGACCGCCGACGGUAUGCAUCUUCGCAGGACGGGAGGGAGGGCUUGGGAGAUUUGUGCUUUGUUCGGAGAGCUGUCAGGCCAAUGAAUUGCAUAAGGAGAUGGUGUUGCGGAUGCCCACGGAGAUCAGCCAGAGGAUGGAUUUGUGUGGUUGGGUCGCGCUUGGAUGAGAUUGAUUUGGAUAAGGCCUGGAGUCAUCCUAAGGAAUCACGCACCGUGCUUCCAGUUAUAUCUCACUAUGUACCUUGCUCAGAGCACGAUACGCUUCGCCGGCAGAUCUAUAUAUUUAUAUUUAUGUAUUGAAAAACAAAAUGUACAGUUGACGA
Molecule: messenger RNA, 2451 nt
Organism: Suillus fuscotomentosus
Lineage: Eukaryota; Fungi; Basidiomycota; Agaricomycetes; Boletales; Suillaceae
Exons: 2
Coding region: 178-2295 (705 amino acids)
Source: RefSeq, a predicted model, not a curated record